GGGAGCCCUGCCUCUUGCAGCAGCCUAACCCAGAAGCAGGGGGGAAUCCUGAAUCGAGCUGAGAGGGCUUCCCCGGUUCUCCUGGGAACCCCAUCGCCCCCUGCCAGCCGCAGCCUGAGCAGCCUCACGGGACAUGGCCCCCCCAGCCGCCUAGCGGGAUCCUGCCUGGGGCGCCCUGAAGGCCAGCAGUGGACCAUCCCAGAAGUCCCAGCUCACGGAACCGCUUGAGCCAAGAACCCGGUGUUGGUGCCCGUCUGCCCACCCCGCUGCCCCCCAGGGGUGCCCAGGAGUCUAGGGACAUCAGAGGAUUGACAUUUGCCAGCCUGGGACCUCAGCACCAGGACUGAAGGGGGGGUGGGCCGCCCACCCAAACCCCCAGCGGGCCCAGGCCCCAUGCCCCGCGGAGGGGCAGCCUGAAGCCCCCUGGAGCGUCCUGCGCACGACUCGCCCUCCUGACGGCGGCUGCUGGGCAUGGCCAGCAACAGCAGCUCCUGCCCGACUCCGGGGGGAGGGCACCUCAAUGGGUACCCGGUACCCCCCUACGCCUUCUUCUUCCCCCCGAUGCUGGGUGGACUGUCCCCGCCCGGCGCCCUGGGCACUCUCCAGCACCAGCUUCCGGUCAGCGGCUACAGCACGCCUUCCCCCGCCACCAUCGAGACCCAGAGCAGCAGCUCCGAGGAGAUUGUGCCCAGCCCCCCCUCGCCACCGCCCCUCCCCCGCAUCUACAAGCCUUGCUUUGUCUGUCAGGACAAGUCCUCCGGCUACCACUAUGGGGUCAGCGCCUGCGAGGGCUGCAAGGGCUUCUUCCGCCGCAGCAUCCAGAAGAAUAUGGUAUACACGUGCCACCGGGACAAGAACUGCGUCAUCAACAAGGUGACCCGCAACCGCUGUCAGUACUGCCGGCUGCAGAAGUGCUUCGAAGUGGGCAUGUCCAAGGAGUCUGUGAGGAAUGACCGGAACAAAAAGAAGAAGGAGGCCCCGAAGCCCGAGUGCUCCGAGAGCGCCACGCUGACGCCGGAGGUGGGGGAGCUCAUCGAGAAGGUGCGCAAAGCACACCAGGAGACCUUCCCUGCCCUCUGCCAGCUGGGCAAAUACACUACGAACAACAGCUCCGAGCAGCGCGUCUCUCUGGACAUCGACCUCUGGGACAAGUUCAGUGAACUCUCCACCAAGUGCAUCAUCAAGACCGUGGAGUUUGCCAAGCAGCUGCCGGGCUUCACCACCCUCACCAUCGCUGACCAGAUCACCCUCCUCAAGGCGGCCUGUCUGGACAUCCUGAUCCUGCGGAUCUGCACGCGGUACACACCCGAACAGGACACCAUGACCUUCUCCGAUGGGCUGACCCUCAACCGGACCCAGAUGCACAACGCCGGCUUCGGGCCCCUCACAGACCUGGUCUUCGCCUUUGCCAACCAGCUACUGCCCCUGGAGAUGGACGAUGCAGAGACUGGGUUGCUCAGCGCCAUCUGCCUCAUCUGUGGAGACCGGCAGGACCUGGAGCAGCCCGACCGCGUGGACAUGCUGCAGGAGCCGCUGCUGGAGGCGCUCAAGGUCUACGUGCGGAAACGGAGGCCCAGCCGCCCCCACAUGUUCCCCAAGAUGCUGAUGAAGAUCACAGACCUGCGGAGCAUCAGUGCUAAGGGCGCCGAGCGGGUGAUCACGCUGAAGAUGGAGAUCCCAGGCUCCAUGCCGCCCCUCAUCCAGGAGAUGCUGGAGAACUCCGAGGGGCUGGACACUCUGAGUGGACAGCAGGGGGGUGGGACGCGGGACGGGGGCGGCCUGGCACCGCCGCCCGGCAGCUGUAGCCCCAGCCUCAGCCCCAGUUCCAACAGAAGCAGCCCGGCCACUCACUCUCCGUGACCACCGCGUGCUGUGGACGCCGCCCGUGCCCCGGCUUCUCUCUGCCUUUCAACCAACCUCGUGGCUCCCGGCCCUCCUGGCGGGUGUCUGCCUCCGUCCUGGGGGGGCUGCAUGGA
Sorex fumeus (smoky shrew) is the source of this 1976-nucleotide messenger RNA. RefSeq names its product retinoic acid receptor alpha (gene RARA). NCBI's taxonomy places the organism in Eukaryota, Metazoa, Chordata, Mammalia, Eulipotyphla, Soricidae. The record is from RefSeq and is a predicted model, not a curated record. Gene Ontology annotation, cellular component: nucleus; transcription regulator complex. The transcript is spliced from 9 exons. The coding region runs from base 472 to 1860 and encodes 462 amino acids. Gene Ontology annotation, biological process: retinoic acid receptor signaling pathway; regulation of transcription by RNA polymerase II; cellular response to corticotropin-releasing hormone stimulus. Gene Ontology annotation, molecular function: nuclear glucocorticoid receptor binding; zinc ion binding; RNA polymerase II cis-regulatory region sequence-specific DNA binding.